UGGAGGAAAGUUUGGAAUUUCUGACACAUAGGAAGAAAAAAAAAAGGAGGAGGAGAUAACGAAAGAAGUUUGACGUUUAGGAAAACAAUCCUCAUUCCUCCGAAGGCGAAGAAGAAUGAGGAAAAACUGCGGACGUGAGGAUUUGAACCGCUUGUGUUGACACUGAGCCCUUGCAAGCUCACGGCAGGGAGGGAGGUGUAUAUUUGCAGUUUGGGGAGUUUUUUUUUUUUUUUGGAAGCCCUCCUGCAACUGGCGGCGACAUAUGUUCAGUUUUUCCCCCGCAGCCGCGGAGCAGAUUGGCGGCGGAGCCUGAAUCGCAGCGUCUGUGUGUGUUUUGAAUGGAAACGCAGGGCUGUCAGUGGAGUAAAGCUCGACUGUCGGGUUAAAGAAGUGCAGCUCGCGCUCGACUCUACAACCAAACGGCUCGUUUUCAUAUCAGCCCGAACCGUCCUCAUGUUUUUUACCGGAUAAACAUUAGAGUUUCAUGCCAACUGCGUCUGACUUAACGUUACCCCCCUCUGACACUCUGGACGCACUCGUGUUGGGUGAGGAGCGUUGGUUUUAUCAUUGCGUGUUUUGUUCAUUUCUGUCGCGAGCUCUGCUGGAUUUGUUAUCGUGCACGAGCCCAACCGAAACAUGCCAGUCAGAAAAAAAGGUGAGAUACACUUCGGAUAUACUUUUACACAAUCUGGCACUGGAGCUGAUGCACAGAGGGCUCUGUUACUGCUGGAGGAAUACCGGUCAAAACUCAGUAACACUGAAGACAGACAACUGAGAAACUCCAUCCAGAGAGUCAUCGACAUCUUCCAGAGUAACCUCUUCCAGGCGCUUAUAGAUAUCCAGGAAUUUUACGAAGUGACCUUAUUGGAUAAUCAGAGAUGCGGGGAAUCGGUGAAAGUGCCCGAUGUGAUGCCCCCAAUGAACCUGUGGGAUUUUUCCAGCAUUCAAAGCACAACGGUGACUUCAGACACCCUGCCCAGCCUUAGCACCAGCAUAGAGGACUCUCCCCUCCUAAAUGAAAUCCUUCUUGUGCUCGCUAAAGCGAAAUCCUCCCACAGUGAGCUGGACCAAAAGUACAGACAACAUGACGAAGACACAGGAUCUGCACAGGAGCAAAGCUCGCCCCAGUUCACCGAUGAGGCUCCUGGGCCAGAGCUGGUCCAAGUGGCCGAGAAGAACCUUUCCCAGAUUGAGAACGUCCAUGGCUAUGUGGCACAUGCACAUAUCUCCCCAAUGAAGGUUGAAUCGCUGGAAUGCAUCUUCGAUGGGCCGUCCGCUGUAGUGAACGAGGAGAGUCCUCCGUCUCCUACUACUCCCCUCUCCAACCCGUACCCUCAAAGUCCUGUGACCGUCCAGCAGACAGAUGCUGUCCCACCCUCCACUCUCAUAAUCCCUGUGAUCCCAAUCUCCACUGUCCCUGCGGAGCCCGCUGUCAUCUCUCCAUCGACGUCACAGGCAAAUCCUCCCCCUGUCGUGGUAAACACAGAGAGCUUGGAUUCAGCUCCAUAUGUUAACGGUACCGAGGCUGACUUUGAGUAUGAGGAGAUUACACUGGAAAGGGGGAAUUCAGGCCUGGGCUUCAGUAUUGCCGGUGGCACGGAUAACCCUCACAUUGGUGAAGACCCCAGCAUUUUCAUCACCAAAGUCAUCCCAGGGGGCGCCGCCGCUCAGGACGGGAGAUUGCGGGUUAACGAUGUGAUUCUGCGAGUGAACGAGGCUGAUGUCAGGGACGUGACCCACAGUAAGGCUGUGGAAGCAUUGAAGGAGGCAGGGUCACUGGUCAGACUGUAUGUCAGGAGGAGAAAGUCUGCAUCGGAGAAAGUCAUGGAGAUCAAGCUCAUAAAAGGACCCAAAGGUCUUGGUUUCAGUAUAGCAGGGGGUGUUGGGAAUCAGCACAUCCCAGGGGACAACAGCAUCUACGUCACUAAGAUCAUCGAAGGUGGAGCCGCACACAAAGACGGGAGGUUGCAGAUAGGAGACAAACUUCUUGCUGUGAAUAGCUCCUGUCUGGAAGAGGUUACCCAUGAGCAUGCCGUGACUGCCUUGAAAAAUACCCCAGACGUGGUCUACUUGAAAGUGGCUAAACCCAAUAGUGUCUUCAUGAAUGACAGUUUUGCUCCUCCUGACAUCACCAAUUCCUAUUCCCAACACAUGGAAAACCAUAUCAGCCCUCCAAGCUAUAUGAGCCAGCCGAUGCCCCCAGUGCAUUCAGGACGCUACUCCCCGACCCUAAAGACCACAGCGGGGGAAGAUGAUGUUUCCAGGGAACCCAGAAAGGUGGUGCUGCAUCGAGGCUCUACAGGGCUUGGCUUCAACAUAGUGGGUGGAGAGGAUGGAGAGGGCAUAUUUAUUUCCUUCAUCCUGGCUGGAGGCCCUGCAGACCUGUGUGGAGAGCUGAAGAAAGGAGACCGUCUGGUGUCUGUGAAUGGAAUAGACCUACGCAGUGCCACUCAUGAACAGGCUGCAGCAACCCUGAAGAACGCCGGACAAACCGUUACCAUCGUUGCCCAGUAUAGACCAGAGGAGUACAGCCGAUUUGAAGCCAAGAUCCAUGACCUAAGAGAGCAGAUGAUGAACAGUAGCAUCAGUUCAGGCUCAGGAUCCCUGAGGACCAAUCAGAAGAGAUCACUAUACGUCAGGGCACUGUUUGAUUAUGAUAAAACUAAGGAUUCAGGGCUGCCUAGCCAGGGCCUGAACUUCAGUUUUGGGGACAUCCUGCACGUGGUGAACGCUUCAGAUGAUGAGUGGUGGCAGGCACGGCAGGUCACUCCUCAAGGAGAGGUGGAGGAAAUGGGCGUUAUCCCCAGCAAGAGAAGAGUGGAGAAGAAGGAGAGAGCCAGGUUAAAGACAGUUAAGUUUAACUCCAAGUCACGAGAAAAAGGGCAGUCCCUCAAUGACAAGCGUAAAAAGAACCUCUUUUCCCGCAAGUUCACCUUCUACAAGAACAAGGAGGCGAGUGAGCCGGAAAUGGACGAUGUGGACCAGCAUGUCACCUCUAAUGCCAGUGAUAGUGAGAGUAGUUACCGUGGUCAAGAGGAAUAUGUGCUCUCUUAUGAGCCAGUCUGUCAGCAGGAAGUGAACUACGCACGGCCAGUGAUAAUCUUGGGUCCGAUGAAGGACAGAGUAAACGAUGACCUGAUAUCGGAGUUCCCUGACAAAUUCGGUUCCUGUGUUCCCCAUACAACGAGACCGAAGCGAGAUUACGAGGUGGACGGGAGAGACUACCACUUUGUCGUGUCCAGAGAGCAGAUGGAGAAAGAUAUCCAGGAGCACAAGUUCAUCGAGGCCGGCCAGUACAACAGCCACCUGUAUGGAACCAGCGUGCAGUCUGUCAAAGAGGUGGCGGAAAAGGGCAAACACUGCAUUCUAGAUGUAUCAGGCAACGCCAUCAAGAGGCUGCAAGUGGCUGUGCUUUAUCCCAUCGCCAUUUUCAUCAAACCAAAAUCAGUGGAGAACAUCAUGGAGAUGAAUAAAAGACUGACGGAGGAACAAGGCAGGAAGACAUACGACAGAGCCAUGAAGCUGGAACAGGAGUUCAUGGAGCACUUCACAGCGAUCGUUCAGGGCGACACCUUGGAAGAGAUCUACGAUCAAGUCAAGCAGAUCAUCGAGGAACAGUCUGGGCCGUACAUAUGGGUGCAGUCCAAGGAGAAACUAUGAGCGCCUUCAGGAGAUUAUCGUCCCCUUCUCUCUGCCUGAUUUAUUUAUUGAUUCUCUCUUUUUUUUUGUGUUCUUUUUCGAAUAAUCUCAGUCGGGCUUCUCCAACCGACGGCGUUCGCUCAACAGAUUAAUUCCUUAAUCCAACGUACUUGGAUCUCUGUUCAGUCCUACAUCUGCACCUCCUGACUCUCAAGAGAAGGUGAUCUGUCCUCCUCGGAUCUCCACUGCUUCCACGCUUGCAGAGAGCAAAAGCUGCGCCAGAGCGGCAUCUGUUUACCAGGGGUUUGGAAACGGGACAGUUCCUUAAUGUUUAAGGGAGGUUACUUUGUAAGGACAAAGACAGCGAUCUGGAUUUUCCGACACACGUCUCUCUUUUCGUUUGACCCAUCCGUUUCUGUGUUGUUUUUUGUGUAAAUGGUAACAUGGAGCCAGAGUCUCAGGCAUUGGAUUCAUUCAAAUGGUGAGAGAAACACAAAAAGGCAAAAGUUUGCACGUCGUAGCUUUUAAGACCAGGUGUUUCUCCGGCCCUUCUUUCUCGUUGUCCGUUCCGCACAUUGAUCAUCAUUGAUUUACUUCUUUUUCUCCCCUCGACUGUUGUAUUGGCAUGCUUAUUGUUCUCCUCAUUCUAAUCGUCUGCGUUUCAGAGCCGUUGUGUGUGGAUGACGGCCCGCCACCGUUAGAAUGUCGGAGUCUACAAUCAGUGUCUUACACAGAGUACAUGUUUUCAACUCUUUGAUUUACAUCUAGGAAAGUCCGCCAUUUGUAAGGAACUGAUAUUUUUAAGAGGCAAUAAAAUGCCAGCGCAUAUGUGGAAGAAAUUUAUUGUACAAUGAGAUAUUGACAGAUAUUUAACCCUCCAUAAACUGCCUAUUUUGUUAUAAUAAAAGUCUAUAUUGAGCUUUA
Rhinichthys klamathensis goyatoka is the source of this 4563-nucleotide messenger RNA. It is a transcript of the gene dlg1b, whose product is annotated as discs large MAGUK scaffold protein 1b. The transcript has 27 exons. Lineage: Eukaryota; Metazoa; Chordata; Actinopteri; Cypriniformes; Leuciscidae. The coding region runs from base 637 to 3660 and encodes 1007 amino acids. The record is from RefSeq and is a predicted model, not a curated record. Gene Ontology annotation, cellular component: neuron projection; neuromuscular junction; postsynaptic density membrane. Gene Ontology annotation, molecular function: kinase binding. Gene Ontology annotation, biological process: neurotransmitter receptor localization to postsynaptic specialization membrane; chemical synaptic transmission.